CUGGACACGAGCUCGACGCUCUCGACCUGAACUUGCCUUUCAUAGCAUCGAUUAACUGGACUCCUUGCGGGCAUUCACUGGACCGACUAUACCGAAUACUGCUCGACGAACUUGCACCGACACCCGGAGUAGCACGCACCGACACGCCGAGUAGCACGCACCGAUACAUCCUAUCUCAUGGCCCCGCGCAACAGGAAGAAGCAGAAGACGGAGGGCUCCACCUCAACCUCCACCACCACAAACACCCCAAACCCAAAUCCCCACCCGCCCCUCGACAUCCCCGAGGACGAGCAGUGGCGGCUGAUCCAGGAGAGCGGCGUGCUCGAUGGCUUGAAGCGGCCGAGUGAGGUUAGGGCGGAGGCGGAAGCGACCGGCCAACCGCCACCUCGCGCGCCCAAGGAACCGCUAGUGAAGGGCGUACCGAAGGGCCCCGGCGCAUCGACCUCACGAGGGACACCGCUAGUAAAGGAGAUCAAGCCAGGCGAGGAAAUCACCCUCGAGCAUCUCACCUCGCCGGGCGCGGCGUCGUUGGCGGCCGAAGACACGACCCCCGACCACAACGAACCGACCCCUGACCCCAACGAGCCCACCCCCUUCGCCGAGGAGAUCUUCCAAACGGCGAGCCUGCUGAUCCCGUUCACGUUCUGUUUGGUGCUGAUGGAUGUCCUCAUCCACCAGCAAUACGGCCAGGAGGCCCGCCUGUGGGACAUCCUCGACCGGCUCGUGAGCGCGGUGCCGAUUCUGGCGGUGUUUAUAUUUUAUACCACCCGCCACAAAAAUACGCGCCCCGCGCAGGCCGCGCUCUUCGCCCUCUCCUUGUUCGCGGGCCCGCGGCUGCUGUGGGUGCUCGCGCAUAAGGGGUAUCUGGUGAAUAUACAGCAGUCCCCGCCCCUCGCCACCGCCUGGAUCUACACCAUCACGCAGCUCGACCUCGGCCCCGCCGUCGUGAGCCUCAUGAUCACGGGCGCAUGGGCAAGGUGGAAGGGGUUGGGGGUAAGGUUGUUUAGGGAUCGGCGGUAUAGGUAGGGGGUGGGGGAGAAG
Schizophyllum commune H4-8 is the source of this 1041-nucleotide messenger RNA. RefSeq lists its product as uncharacterized. The record is from RefSeq and is a predicted model, not a curated record. The transcript has 7 exons. Bases 178 to 1026 code for a protein of 282 amino acids. NCBI's taxonomy places the organism in Eukaryota, Fungi, Basidiomycota, Agaricomycetes, Agaricales, Schizophyllaceae.